This is a messenger RNA of Galendromus occidentalis (western predatory mite), 792 nucleotides long. Its product is annotated as histone-lysine N-methyltransferase ATXR6. The transcript has 3 exons. The record is from RefSeq and is a predicted model, not a curated record. NCBI's taxonomy places the organism in Eukaryota, Metazoa, Arthropoda, Arachnida, Mesostigmata, Phytoseiidae. The coding region runs from base 85 to 384 and encodes 99 amino acids.
UGCGAGCACUCAUUCUGCGCGACUUGCAUCGUUGAAUGGAGCAAGAACAAGACAUCCUGCGCUCUAUGCCGGAAAUCUUUCUCGAUGAUUAGAAUCAUGCUUGGGGACGACGUUUUGGAAGAAGCUCACGUGCAGGCAUCCUCUCCCGAAAGUGACCGAUACUCGCAAUACUUCGACAGCAUUGCCUGCAUGCUCUGCUACCGUUCCGACCAAGAAGCACUCCUGCUGCUCUGCGAUCAUUGUAACGAUGCGUACCAUUGCGGCUGUCUAUCACCGCCUCUUCCGACCGUACCGGAAGGUACGUGGUAUUGUCCUCGAUGUUCCGAGAGGGAAGUACGCAGAAUCCAAGUCGCUGCUCUUUCCGGAUCAGGAUUAAGUGAUUAGAAUAAGAUAGUUCUUCGCUCCGACACAUGCUUGGGCUCCAAUAAAAAGACAGAAUGCACUUCCCCGUGAGCGGAUCAGUACUCGGAGACAACUUCGAAUGUAGGGCAGACCGGGCAUAUCAGGUCCCUGGAUAGAGUUGGAAGCUUGUGGAGACCGCUCGAAAUUCCUAGAAAUCCCUGCGGAGUGUCACUCCGAGCCGCGGAGAAUAUGUACGAAUAUACUGUUCAUAAUCACAUAAUCAGGCGAGGAGUAAUCCUCUCAUGGUGUCAAAGACGAUGAUAAAUGCCAGGUCUGUGUCGGUGGGUCAUCUCCCCAGUGAAGUCAUCGCUCAAGGUCAAAUCUAGGCCCUGAUAUCUGUCGUGAUUUAAGUCGUAGAUGUAAACUCGCUCUGCACUGAAGAUAUGCGAA